AUGGCUUGCGGUGAACCUUCAAAAGCUUACGUGAAACAAAUGGAAAUUGCUAUCUGUCAAUUAUGCGGAGGAAACAUGAAAAGUUGUGGAAAACAAGAUGGUGAUAUUAAUUAUCAAAAACAAAUUGAUCCACCACCAGCGACGUGUGAUACCAAAAAAAAAUUGAAAAAAUCCCCGGUUCCUCAUCCAAAAGAAUUCUAUACAUCAAAUCCGAUACCAUUAAUUGUACACACGCCUCUUUUAGAAUAUAGAGUUACAUCUGAAGUACGUGGAAAACCAUCGAAUCAACCUGGAGUUUAUUAUAUAAUGAAUCACGGAUUCAUGGAAAGAUCCGAUGUUAUGGAAUGGGUAAAUAAGAAAAAAAGAAUGUCCCAAAUGAGGAGGUCGUGGGUGGGUGAUGGAAAUUAUAUCGAAACACAUCCGGAAAUGUUACAUUUUUACGGGAACACGACUCAUUUAUUUACAAAAAAUCCAAAUAAACCUUACGGAGAUUUACCCGAACCCAUCCCCGCCUACAUGCAAAUAAUUCCAGAAUAUCGAUACGAUGAACAAGAACAAUCCGAUGCUCAAAAGAAAUGUAAAUCGACAGGAGAGAAAAAAGUAGCCCCUCUACAGUUAUGCAUUCCUAUACCCGUAUCGUCGGAAAGAAAAGACACCAAUAGUAAAAAUACUGGUGGAGGACCAACGACGACACCAACAACAACAACAACACAAACGAAACCUGAUUGUAGUACGGGAAACAAAACAGAAACACAAACGGGGGGCAUUGCAUCCUGUCUUCCUGUGGGCGGUUGUCCUCCACCUGUUAAAAUGAUGCUUUGCUUACCUUGUCCUCCGCCGGAUUGCCUUGCAGAAGCUGCGAGUUCAGCAAAUCAAGGACCAUGUCCAAGAUCCAAACCGAGAGAUUACACGUAUAGAUGCGAAUCCCGAGAACUUAGGGGUGGAAAUCUUUACGUGUGUUGCCAAUGUAACAAACGUAACGGUUUGCAACACGAUUGUCCGAGAACUCCGUGUCAAGGACGACCACCCUGCCUCGUUAAACCAUGGCCGGAUUGUUGGCCCAGCGGUGGAUGUCACGGUAUAGAUUAUUCCAGAGAAAGAGGAUAUAAAAGAAUAGAUCCAUGCAGAAAUCAAAGAUUGUUAUUCGAUAAUAAAGUUUGCAGACCGCCGGGCGGUACUAAAGCUGAUUGUGGCGGUAACAUGAUGGUUGUCGUUUGUCCUCCACCGCCAUGUAAUAAUUAA
Molecule: messenger RNA, 1242 nt
Organism: Pediculus humanus corporis (human body louse)
Lineage: Eukaryota; Metazoa; Arthropoda; Insecta; Psocodea; Pediculidae
Exons: 6
Coding region: 1-1242 (413 amino acids)
Source: RefSeq, a predicted model, not a curated record